Molecule: messenger RNA, 1146 nt
Organism: Seminavis robusta
Lineage: Eukaryota; Bacillariophyta; Bacillariophyceae; Naviculales; Naviculaceae
Source: the annotation of a GenBank genome assembly
AUGAAGUUUCUCCUUCCCCUUCUCGCUCUCUUGCCCGCCGCCCUUGGAAACUCUGAGAUCGAACAUCGCCGUGACCAGCAGCUCGAGAGCCUUUGGGACAUCCAAUACCACGGCCUUGCUUACGACGUCGACUCUGGACUCUUCACGGUGACAUUUGAACACGGCGCCGCAGCCGGAGGAGCCGCCUUGGAGAUUUAUACUGCAACUGCUUCGCCAACAGGUUCGGCUGUUGAAACGUGCAAAACUAACGGCGGCGCCAUCGAUACCACUGCUGGCUUUUUGCAACAACAAGCCUUCUCACCUUUUGCGCAAAGUGGCCCAGAUCAAUCCACCUUCGUAUUUGCGCUUGACCCCUCGGUGGACAGUAAUGGCAACGUUUACAUCCCUGACGCGGGUGAUCCGAGUCUAGGCGCCACGGUGAAGUUUUGUCUCCUGUUCGGACUCACGGACAGUGCCACCUCAAAUCAGCCAGGUCAAAUAAUCACCUUCCUUGAAGUCGGAAUUACGAUCGUUGUCGACUUGCAGGGCGAGUUCACUGUUGCGAGUUUCAACACACUGGCGAUGAACCCUACGGCCGAUGGUGAAAAUGUUGACUACGAAAUCGAUGCCUACGGUUGUCCCGGACAAGGCCAGCUCGGUCCUCCCUACAACCAGCUGGAUGCCAUCCCCAUUUGUAUCUGUCCUAAAUUCACCAGCGGCACUGACGCGAACGGCAACCCUCUUUCCGCCGCCAACCCAGCGGGCGUCACCACGGUUGCCUCCGUGGAGCUCUUGCAGUUCGCGGCUAUCAGUGGACCUGCAGCUGCCGGAAGUGGCACUGGACAGACCGUCAUAUCCGGAGGAGAUGACCAGACUGCGGCCAUCGCGACAGUCUGCAACCCCCAAGGUGGCAACCCACAGACCGUCGGAGCCCCUGUUUAUUGCUGCAAGGUUGAUGUCUUGCUCAAAUCGGAUUUCUACCCGGACAACGACGACCCCGCUGGCAAAUCUGAAGUGGAAGCCAGUGGCACAGCCGUCUUGCAAUUCGGUACUCGUCGUAAAUUGGUCCACAUCAGGAGCCGUGACCUCGAGACCGAAGAAGGACAAGGCAGUUUCCAAGCCGAAUUCGAGCUUGCGGCUGAAACAGUGGACACGCUGAUAGGAUGA